Ceratitis capitata (Mediterranean fruit fly) is the source of this 800-nucleotide messenger RNA. RefSeq names its product carboxypeptidase N subunit 2-like. NCBI's taxonomy places the organism in Eukaryota, Metazoa, Arthropoda, Insecta, Diptera, Tephritidae. The record is from RefSeq and is a predicted model, not a curated record. The transcript has a single exon. Gene Ontology annotation, molecular function: protein binding. Gene Ontology annotation, cellular component: extracellular matrix. The annotation marks the transcript as partial.
AUGCCUACAACAGCUAAGUUCAGCUUAAAAACAUGUCAACACUUGCCUGAUAUUCUAAAACGAAACGACGUCAUAUAUGAUGCAGAGAUUAUGGCGAUGGAGCCGACGCCAAUGAAUUUGCUGCAUAACUCAAGUGGUAUAGAGAGUCUAAAGGUAAAGUCUUAUAUGCCAAUAUCACCAACAUUCUUUCUACAUCUCAAGUCGCUUAGAAACUUAAAAGUUGAAAUACUUGUAAAUUAUUUGGGCAGUGAUAAACUCGGGUAUUUAACUACGGAGCACUUUCAAAAUCUAACCGCACUCAAGAAUCUAACCAUUACCUCAACUUUUUCUAAAAGUUUUCCUGCGCAUAUUUUCUCUUCACUUGGAGAACUAGAACAUUUGAGUCUGCAAUAUAACAAUUUGAGUGAACUUCAAGAGAAUUCAUUUGCUGCUCAAGAAAAGCUCAUUAGUCUAGAUCUCAGCUGGAACUUACUUGAAUACUUGCCAGAGAAAUUAUUCGAAAAUACAAGCUCUCUAAGAUAUCUGUAUUUGUCCGAAAACUACUUCAGCAAUCCCUCAAUUAUCAUUGCCUGCACUAAGCCUUUGGGAUAUUUAAACCAAAUGGAUUUGAGUCACAACAAAUUGCGUACGAUCGGUGGUAAUGAUUCCUAUGUCAACGAGACGAUCUUAACCAACUUCGAACGACUGGAAGAUUUCACACCACCACUUUCGAACAAGAACCAUAGUGGCGAAAAUGAAAGACGCCAUUUCAUAUGGCUCGACCUAAGCUUCAACCCUAUAAAAAUAUUCAAUACGAAUUG